Molecule: messenger RNA, 4890 nt
Organism: Rhizoctonia solani
Lineage: Eukaryota; Fungi; Basidiomycota; Agaricomycetes; Cantharellales; Ceratobasidiaceae
Product: protein-histidine kinase
Exons: 49
Coding region: 1-4890 (1629 amino acids)
Biological process (GO): phosphorelay signal transduction system; phosphorylation
Molecular function (GO): phosphorelay sensor kinase activity
Source: RefSeq, a predicted model, not a curated record
AUGCCUCUGGCACCUUUCCUGCCGACGUCAGCCCAACCGUAUCCUGCUCUACUGGAUGCAUAUCCGUGCCCUGCCUUUAUCGUUCGAGCACAAUCCACACUACGGCCGGUAUGGGCAAACCGAGCCUACAACGCGGCCUUUGGGGUGCCUGGUGUUCCGCUCAAAGAUAGCUUUGUUCAUGCGCUCUCGACGACAGAUGACGGGCAAAGCUAUGGGAUGUGGAGUAUGGAAGCAUCCUCCCAGCUCAUGCCACGACUAGGCAAGAAACGGAGCAGGGGAUUCGAUGAUGGGGUAGAUGCUGGAGACUUUACUACCGCUCCGCUAACGGUGCGAAUACGAGUGGCUGGAGGAGAGGGGGCAUUGCGGCUGGUAAAGGCACGAGUCGAGGACAUGGUGAUUAUGAUAUCGACACUCGAGCUCAGCACCCCACCAUCGCCGAUGGACAUAUCCCCAGCACCGGCCAAGCGAUUUCGCGACAAUUCAUUCACGGGCGCACUAGCUCCCUUGCCUCCGCUGAAAUUAUCAAUCAAUCACAAACUACUCACACCUGAAGGCACACCCGUGCUCCCCAACCUAUCGCCUGACACCUCUCGCUCCGCCUCUGCCUCUGCAACUGGUUCAUGGCCGUUUAAGGUUCCCCAUACAUUGGGUGCCGUCGUCCCGGGCCCUUCUGCAACCGCGACCCAAGCGCUGUUCGAUUCCCAUCCGUGGGAGAAGACACCCCUCGGUGAUCGUUCGACCUGGUCGGAACGGCUUCGCUCAGCCGUCAACAUCAUGCAAACCUCUCCACAUGCAACAGCAAUUUGGUGGGGACCAGAAUAUGUACUUUUGUAUAAUGACGAGUAUUCCAAAAUGAUCGGACACAAGCACCCCUAUCUGUACGGGCAACGUGCCUCGGUAGGCUGGGCUGAGCUAUGGGAGAUCCUGGGUCCUCAGAUGUCAUCCUUGACGGCGGGCAAGGCGCUUUCCAAAACGGAUGAUCUAUUGUUUUUCGACGCCUUGACGCCAGAAAAGCUUCCAAUGGAAACUUACCAUACCUGGGUCUGGAUCCCUUGUGCGGACGAAACUGGACACGUUCAUGGGAUUCUCAAUUAUUCUAUCGAGACAACUUCCAAAGUGAUUGCCAGUCGACGGUUAGAUUGCUUACGAGAGCUGGGGUCAUCUGCGAUGCGAGCUGCUACUCAGGCAGAAUACUACCAGGCAGCGUUGGAAACGUUUGAACAAUACCCUCAUGAUGCACCAUUUGCUAUGUUUUAUUCCAUCAACGCCGAGCCCGUAGCUGCUGAUUCCUCGAGCAACCGCGACCAAAGUUCGAUAGCCAGUACAAACGAUGGCCACUCAUCCCCACGUACUGUCACUAUCAACGCCCAAUGCACCGGAGUUGUCGGUGUUCCCACUGACCACCCCACUGCACCACAAAACAUUACAUUCACUAUACCUCAUAAACGCAAUACCCCCUCUCCUCGUUUCUUUACCGGUCCGACUGCCGGGCUCGGUCUUCUCGAUUUUAACAGUGCAGAUGCUGAGCUAAAGCUCGACGCUCCGGUAUCCACACUUUCUACCGUUCCACCUGACUUUGCAUCCGAUCUUGAAUCAGGCGAUAAUAUGGCUUUCCGAUGGGCUCCUUUUAUUAAACAGUCCAUGACGACAGGCCAGCCCGUUUUGGUUGACUUGCCCGAGCAUGCAACCAUUGGGAUGGAGAAGCGAGGCUGGGGAGAGCACGCGCGUCAGGCAUUGAUAGUACCCAUCAUAGCCGGAUCUGGAGGAGUCGAAGUUGGCUAUGGGUUAGGAACGUGCAAGGCAGUGCUUAUUCUGGGUGUCAACUCUCGACGACCUUACGACAGCGAGUACGAAGGGUGGAUUGAUGUUGUGGGGAGCUCUUUGGGGCAAGUGUACAUGGGCGUAACAGCUCGCGAAGCUGAUUUCUUACGAGCUGAGCAACUUGCGCAAUUGGAUGCGGCCAAGACCCACUUUUUCUCCAAUGCUUCGCACGAACUUCGGACUCCCCUUACGCUCAUCUCUGGACCUAUCAGCGAUGCUAUUAACGAAGCCACUUGCCCACGGUCACAGGAACGGCUGAAGCUCGUGAUGCGCAACGUCAACCGGCUUCGCCGACUGGUCGACACAUUAAUGGACUUUAGCCGCGUUGAAGCUGGUCGACUGGAGGGUCAUUUCCGCCCUCUUCAACUUGGACAGGUUACCGCUGAUCUAGCGGCCCUCUUCCGCUCUACCAUAGAGAAAAGUGGGAUUAAAUAUGUUGUCGAUUGCGAUAACAGUUCGAGUCAGUUGACAUAUGUUGAUCCGGAAUUGUGGGAGAAGAUUGUAUUCAACAUUGUCGGCAACGCUUUCAAGUAUACUCUGAGCGGGAAGAUCAUUGUGACCGUCAAGCAUAGUGAUGAUUGUGCUAUCUUUAGUGUUUCAGACACUGGUGUUGGGAUCCCUGAACAAGAUCGAAAAAAGAUCACGGAGCGCUUUCAUCGUGUUGCAUCUGUAUCGCGUAGUUAUGAAGGUACUGGGAUAGGACUUGCACUCACCAAGGAACUCGUCCGACUUCAUGGAGGGACGCUGACGGUAGACUCGAAGGUCUCUGAGGCGCCUGGGAGCGAACAUGGCUCCACAUUUUCUGUUCGAGUACCUCUGGGGCGGGCACAUCUACCAGAUAGCCACGUCUAUGAAGAGCAACACGAGCACGUCUCUUCGUUCUUUGGCCGCGACUGGAGCUAUGCUCGAACGUUUGUGGAAGAAGUCGCCCAAUGGACGAGCCAAAGCGAUAGCACUCCACAAACGCCUAGCGACGCGCCAGAUUCGCUACCUUCCAUCACUGGAGCACGAGUUGAUCCUGCCAUUUAUUUUUCCAAAUCGGACAAGAUUUUAAUCGCGGACGAUAAUAGCGACAUGCGAGCGUAUAUGAGGCAGAUAUUCAGCAAGUUUUGUACUGUUCUGGUGGCGAAUGAUGGCGCAGAAGCACUAGAGAUAGCUCGAAAGGAGUCUCCGAAUUUGAUCUUGAGUGAUGUUAUGAUGCCGGGUCUCGAUGGCUUCCAGCUCAUAACAGCGCUGAGAUCUUCAAACGAGACCACGCUAAUCCCUGUUAUCCUCGUGACUGCUCAGGCAGGUGUGGAAGGUCGCGUUGAGGGUUUGUUGUCUGGGGCAGACGAUGUCAUAUGCAAACCAUUCCAGAGCCGAGAACUCCUUGCUCGUGCGAACCUCCAUACUCAGCUGGGAAAGCGACGAGUCGAACUGGAGACAAAGUUCAACGAACGUACAGAAGAGCUAAAGAUUGUGACCGAGAGUAGUCCGGUUGCCUUCUUUAGGAUAAACUCUGACAGAGAAGUUGUUUUUGCGAACGCCAUGUACUAUGAGCUUACAGGCCAAGCGAGAGACUUAGGGUCCAAUGACUGGGCUGCUGCGGCUAAGCAAGAACAUUCGCAAGCCACUAUGCAAUUAUGGGAAAGUUCGCAAUACGAACGGAAAGGGGGUUCAAUCAAUUUCCAGUGCAACAAUGGUGUAUGGGUCAAGGCACAGCUUGUGCCCACGAGCCUGGGUAUCGUUGGAACGUUAACAGAUAUCUCCGCCCAAAAGAUGCUUGAAGAAUCAAAAUUGGCGCAUGCGCGAGAAAGCGAGAUGAACGCCAAGCGUCGUGCUGAGGAAGCCGACGAACGCCGACGAGCACAAGAUUCGAAGCUCGUUGUUGCUCUAGAAGACGAUAUUGAUAGCCUGGACGCAGUGAUGCAGUGUGGACUGGCACAAGAACGCAUCGCUAACGACGUUCUUUCGCUGUCACGUAUUCAACUGGAGGUUUUGGCAAUUCAUCCCACGGAGUUUCUGCUCGCCGACGAAGUUCAGAAUAUUGUCUCCAUCUUCAAGAAUGAGACGAAAAUGAAAAACAUUCAACUAUCCGUUGUACUCGGAGAAUCGUUGACCAAAUAUGGGGUUACCACGGUAUUCGCUGAUAAAGCCCGGUUUGCUCAGAUUGUGACAAAUUUGUGCUCCAACGCGAUUCGGUUCACCGAUCUUGUUCAGGGGGAGCGACGAAUUGUGAUAACCGUGGAUGUAUCACCAUCUGCCCCAUUUGAGGGAUCUCCAUGCGUACCGCCGGAGCUGCCUCCUUCGGCGGGAAUAACAGAAUCUCGAAGGUUGUUUGUCUACGUCUCAGUUGCAGACUCGGGACCAGGUGUGCAUCCUGAUGAUGUAGCACUACUAUUCAAGCGGUUUCAACAAGGCACGAACUCCCACGAAGUAUUCGGAGGCUCAGGCCUGGGGCUGUUUGUCUCGAGACAACUUGCAACGCUGAUGGGUGGACGAAUUGAUGUAUCAUCAGAGAUUGGACGUGGUGCAACAUUUAGGUUUUUCAUCGAAGCGACACUACCCAAGCCAGUGAAGUCCGAUGGUACCGGGCAUGUGGAGGGAACAAGCGCCGUACCUCGACGGAUCAAAGCUCUUCGGCGACCCAAUGCAGCAAAAGACCCUCGUCACACUGGUGUACACAUUCUCAUCACUGAGGAUAAUCAGAUUAACCAGAGUGUGCUCAACCGGCAACUCACCAAAGCGGGAUGUGUUACAACUCUGGCAUCCAACGGAUUGGAAGCCAUCGAGAGAAUAUGUUCGCUCGCCCAACAUGGAGAUACCCGGCUCCCGCCGACCCACAGAUCAUUUGAUGUUAUUCUGAUGGACCUAGAAAUGCCAGUAAUGGACGGAUUGACAGCGGUGCAAGAGAUUAGAAAACUGGAAGGUGCGGGAUCUCUACCCCGGAGAAAUUUCAUUGUUGCUAUUACUGGCAACGCUAGGGAAGGCCAUAGACAGAGUGCGAUUGAUGCAGGCAUGGACAUGGUCUUCGUAAAGCCCUACAAGAUUGAUGAGAUUUUAGAACAAAUUGCCUCGGUCAGGUCCUAG